AACGCUUCUCUUCAGCGUGGAUUCGUGCCGCCAACUCUCGCUGUGUUUCAGCUGCUUCAGUCUUUCAAGGUGUUCGAUGUGGAUCAUGAAGACUGAGAGCAGGUUGGACUUGAUGCUGCUGCUCGUUCUCCUCACAGGUACAGUCGGUGAAAGUGACGGCAGCUCAGUUGUUGGUCAAACAGGUCAGAGCGUCACUCUGUCCUGUAAAUAUGACAUCAGCAAACAUGGAGCGCAGCCAGCCUGCUGGGGUCGAGGUAAAUUACCAACCUUAGGCUGCAGCGACCAGCUCGUCUCCACAGACGGACAUAAAGUGAGAACCAGAGCUUCCAGCAGGUAUCAGUUACUGGGACGACUGGAGGCAGGUGAUGUUUCUCUGACCAUACUGGACCUCACAGAGACGGAUGCUGGACGGUACGGGUGCAGGGUGAGGGUACAGGGACCGUUCAAUGAUAACAAACAUCACUUGGAUCUGAUCGUCGAGAGAGCUCCUCUUCAUACCAGCACAGUCAGAUCAACGACCAUCUCAGCACUGACAGGAAGUGAUGUCACAGAAAGCGAACCCACGGAGGUCACACGGGCUCCGGAGGUCACACAGGCUCCGGAGGUCACACAGGCUCCGGAGAUGUGGAUCACAGCUGUCCAGCAGCAGCGGGUAAACAGUCUGCAGAGCCUCGUUGGAAACACAGUGAGAGUCUCCUUCAUCGUCUUCAUACCUGCAGUGCUGCUGAUCACCUGUUACAGAGUUUGGAGGAGGAACCAGACUGACAGGAGGCUGAACCAAUCAGAGGAGGAGGACACAGAGAGUCUUUAUUGGUGUUAAAGCUUUUUAUUUUAAAUUAAAGUUGUUCUCAGUAAGUGAAAAUAAAACUAUCCAAUGUUUUUUCUCA
Molecule: messenger RNA, 887 nt
Organism: Micropterus salmoides (largemouth bass)
Lineage: Eukaryota; Metazoa; Chordata; Actinopteri; Centrarchiformes; Centrarchidae
Product: hepatitis A virus cellular receptor 1 homolog
Exons: 5
Coding region: 77-820 (247 amino acids)
Source: RefSeq, a predicted model, not a curated record